Messenger RNA from Penicillium paradoxum, 1329 nucleotides. It is a transcript of the gene cwc25, whose product is annotated as U2-type spliceosomal complex subunit CWC25. The record is from RefSeq and is a predicted model, not a curated record. Gene Ontology annotation, cellular component: U2-type spliceosomal complex. The transcript is spliced from 2 exons. Bases 1 to 1329 code for a protein of 442 amino acids. Lineage: Eukaryota; Fungi; Ascomycota; Eurotiomycetes; Eurotiales; Aspergillaceae. Gene Ontology annotation, biological process: mRNA splicing, via spliceosome.
AUGGGUGGAGAUCUGAACCUCAAGAAGUCAUGGCAUCCGGGGUUGAUGAAGAAUCAGGAGCGCGUAUGGCUGGAAGAAAAGCGCGCUCUGGAAGAGCGCAAAAAGAUCGCGCAACUUCAGCGUGAAAGAGAGGAGGAGCGCCAAAUGGAAGAAAUCCAGCGCCUACAAGAAGCCUCCGGAAAGUCAAAGCAACACAGUCGAGUCGACUGGAUGUACCAGGCACCCUCGAGCGCGACCGGACACUACUCGGAGGAGAUGGAGGGAUACCUUCUGGGAAAACGCCGCAUCGAUGGAGUUCUCCUGAAGAACGACCCAGACACCAAGAAGUUAGAGAAGGGUUCGGAGGUGGUAGGCAACGGUACCCCAGCCGGCCCAUCUGCUGUCUCAGCGCGCGAUACCAUGUCGAAGGUUAUGGCGGACCCGCUACUCGAAGUGAAGAAGAGGGAACAGGCGGCAUAUGAAGCGAUGGUGAAGGAGGCAGUUAGGCGCAAGGAACGAGAGAUGAAACGCGCGGAUCGCGAUCGAGGAAAGGAUCGUGACCACGGUGACCGGGGUGACCGUGAUCGCCACCAUCGUACCCAUGACUCGAAGCGCAGACGGUACAGCGACGAUGCAAGCGAUGAUCGUCGUGACCGCCAUGACCGCCACCACCGAAGAUCGUCACCUCGUCGACACCGGUCUAGAUCGCCUGGUUCGCCCGAUCGAUCCUCUCGCAGACACCGCAGUGACCGUGAACAUCGCGAUGAUGAACACCGUUCAGACAACCGUGAUCGAAGGGGUGAUGAGUACAGACCUCGCCGAGAUGACAGAGACAGGGAUCGAGAUCGUCGGGACUAUAGAGACAAGAGAGACCCUCACUCCAGCCGACACCAAGAUCGCGAAGAUAGACGUGACCGAAAUCGCUCACCGCGUCGGACUUCCCGAUCUCCCCGCCCAUCCAGUGAUCGCAAAGAACGUCCUGCUGCGGACGAAGAGCGCCGCCGUGAUUUCCCUCGACGCGAAUACAACAAUCGGCGUGACUCUGGCCGGGACCAAGGGCCACCCUCGGCUCGUGCCCCAGCAACCAAACCUGAUCCUAAGGAACUGGAAGAAGAGCGCCGGCGCAAACUGGCAGAAAUGCAAUGCAAUGCCACCGAUAUGGAAACCGAGCGGCGCCAGCGCAUCACGGACAUUUCCGCUAAAGAGGAAGAGCAACGGGAGGCUGAUGAUCGGCAACGUUCAGACCGAGGCAGGUUCAUGUCUGAUGUCAACAAGCGAGUACAGGAGGAUACUCUCGAUGAACGCAUUCGCCGUAGUCGUGGUGGACUGGCCAAGAUGGAGGAGGAUUGA